Messenger RNA from Guillardia theta CCMP2712, 712 nucleotides. RefSeq lists its product as hypothetical. The transcript is spliced from 6 exons. The record is from RefSeq and is a predicted model, not a curated record. Lineage: Eukaryota; Cryptophyceae; Pyrenomonadales; Geminigeraceae. The coding region runs from base 6 to 626 and encodes 206 amino acids.
AGCAGAUGGUUGCUGUAUACAAUACCUUCGGGGACGUCGAGGCCGUGCGCCCAGCGUCUUCCCAGAACUGGAAGAAGUAUGCCGCGGUCAUUGCCGGAGCAUGGGCCGUGAUGUUCGUCGCUGCCGUGAUGGUCAUUGGCGCCUACGACAAGAAGACUACCUUGUACCAGCGCCCCAGGACUCAGAUGCUCGCCUUCAAGGAGUUCGUCCCUGAGACCAACGUCUUUGAGAACUUUGAUGCCAGCUUCACCCCCGAGAAGAAAUUCGAGUAUGACCUCGCCAAGGAGGCAGACUACUCUCAGAUCAAUAUCGCCUCCGGAGUUGACGGAGACACCGUCGAGGAGGGCAUCCCCGACCCCUACGCCGAUCAGUCCGCCAGAAUUGAGGUCCCCGCGGCCGUCUACACCCAGGAUCCUCCCUACGAUCCUACUGUUGUUGAGAUCGGCGAGAAGGUUCUCGGCAAGCCAUUCCAUGAGUACACCGCUGCUGAGGAGGGCGACCCCGUCAUGGGCAAGGAUUACGAGGAUGUUCCAUUUGACAAGACCAUCAACUCCGUCCCCGAGCCCAACCCCUCUCGUGAGUGGGAGUCCCUCGAUGUUGAGAACGAGCCCAACCCCAACUAUUAGAUUAGGGACCCUAGUUUCUCAUAUAGUUGACUUUUUCGAAACGAGAUGUAACUAUGCUUUUGCGGAUAAAUGCAAACUCUUGCCAG